UAAUACAUUUGGAUAGCUGUUGAACUCAAACAGGGAAGUUUAAAACCAGCACAACACUUGAGCUAGCAUGUUGUAUUUUCCUUCAUUUACCAUUACUAACUAUGAUCUUGCCAGGCAUCAUCAUCAAUGAUAAGGAAGAUUUCAGCACCAUAUUGGUAUUUUUUGUCAUUCAGAGGAUCCCUGUACGCACGUUGCUUACAAGAACACCCAUCAAGUCUCUGUUGCCAUAGCAGGCUCACUCAUGGUGACCUCCACACAGCAUAAUUUAACACUGUUCUUUGCUAUUUUAAAGAAAUCAGACAAAAACUAGAAUUAAGGACUGAAAACAACAGGACUGUAAACACAUCAACACUGGAAACUUAACAGUUUUAGUCCAGAACUUCCCUUAAAUGGAGGUCCCUGCAGAUUAAAAUCUUUGUAUUAUUUCAUUUUGAGCAGUAUUUCACACCUAACUACAUAAUUUCAUGCUGUUCAAUAUGCAGCACUGAGUACAGCAAAACAAGUAGUAGGUGUGGCUUAGGCUGUGGAGCAUUGGGCUUUCUUUAGCCUGAAGUUUGGACCAGACCUCUCUGAAAGCUUUUCCCAUUUGUGAGUCCCUCUGUUUCCCUGUCUUUACCUCCCUCCAGUGAACAGCUACGGUGACGACGACGACGAUGCCUCCAGCUCGUCAGACAGCGAAGAUGAGGUCCUGAGGCAGUUUGAGAUGUCCGUGUCUCGUUCACAGAAUUUUCGCACCGCAGCAGCAAACAUCGGUGAACAGCAGCCCCAGCAGACUCACCUGUCACUGGGUCGACGACACAAAUUUACCCGACUAUCAGACCAGGAGGAGGGCAGCACUGAGCCAUCAGACUGUGAAGAAACGGCAGCUCAAAGCCAACAGGGUUUCCAGGAUCCGCUCUCUGCGGUGGUAGAAGCAAAAGAAAGGGCAUCCAUGCUCUCUUUGGAUAGACCUGCAGGAGACCACCCACUGGCCUCCAGUGACUGUCCCACCGUGAGCAUGGACCAGCAAUCUACGGAAGCAGUGGAUCAUGACAAGAAUGAGGUCACAGAAAGCCCCUCCGCCUGGACCCCAGAGGAAGAGCCACCUCCUCUUGGCGAAGUCUCGUCUCAGCCAGGCUGUUCUUCCCCUCGAACUCCUAUCUCCAAGUGUGGAGAUCUGGUCCUCUCCCUGGAGUACCGUCCUGCCGCAGAAAAACUGCUGGUCACUGUGAUUGCGGCCCGAGAUAUCCCCGACAAGGCUCGAAGUGGGAUGAGUGCCUGGCAGGUGCACAUGGUCCUGCUGCCCUCCAAGAAACAGCGACACAAGACCUCCGUGCAGAAAGGCUCACUCCCGCACUUCAACGAGACGUUUCGCUUCUCGCGCCUGGAGCCAUCCGACCUGCAGAAGUCAGCUAUCAGGUUCAGGCUGUAUGCGCUGGGUAGCAGGAUAUCACGUGAGCGAAUGAUGGGGGAGAAAGUGCUGCGUUUACGAGGACUUAACCCAGACGGGGGGACGAUGGAAACGACACUAGUCCUGGAGCCUAGAAGUAACCUGAAGAGUGUCGACUCCCAGCUCAGCCUGUCUGCCGUCUCUCAGAGCGACAGCGCCUCAUCAACCCAGUCUCUGACCCACGGUGGCGUCCCUGAACUGCUGGUGGGUCUCUCCUACAAUGCCACAACGGGACGCAUGUCUGUGGAGCUCAUCAAGGGCAGCCACUUCAGAAACCUUGCCAUGAACAGGCCACCAGACACCUACGGACGACUGACUCUGCUGAAUUCAGUUGGUCAAGAGAUCUGUCGGACUAAGACGACAGUACGCCGUGGUCAGCCCAACCCCGUGUACAAGGAGACAUUUAUCUUCCAGGUUGCUCUGUUCCAGCUGUCAGAUGUCACUCUGCUGAUCUCUAUCUACAACCGCCGCAGCAUGAAGCGCAAGGAGAUGGUGGGUUGGAUCGCUCUGGGCCAGAACAGCAGCGGCGAUGAAGAGCAGCUUCACUGGCAGGACAUGAGGGAGGGUCGAGGACAGCAGGUCUGCCGCUGGCACGUCCUGCUAGAGGCAUAAAAUAACUGUCGGGCAGGACUUUACUUUCUUCUGUGGUUUUUCUUAUAUUUUUUUAUUCUGUAGUUAGACAGAUUUAGAGCUUUUGGAAAAGAAAAGGAAAGCCUUGAUUUAGAGAGUGGAUUAUUAUGGUUAAGAUUUCAGGCCUCAGUGAUUCACAGAAUCUCCCCAAUUUUUACAUCCAGCACAGAUGGUUAGUUUGUGUCAGCAAACUUUGUUAGGAAUUACUGAAAAUGUGUGUGCGCUUGUUUUUUUCGCUGUCUUUGGGGGUUUUUUUGUUUUCAGUGACUGUAAACUAAACCGCAGAGAAGAAAUAGAGAGAGUCGACAUUCUGGAAAUAUUAGUGGCACAUCCUGUCAGAAGUGUCACAGAUUUGCAUUUUUGUUAUGGGUCGAGAAUGAUCAAUGUUAUAUGAGGAAGUUCAUUUAGGUCACAAAAACUAGCAAAAUUAUUCAGUAAGUAUUCAGUGAGCUCUGCAGUACAUCAGACAUCUUUUCAUUAAGAUCUUAUGAUGUAACGUCAUUUAUAUCAGAGCACAAGCACAUGGCUGCCCAUCAGUUUAACCAAUUGUAUACUCACUGGUUAAAUCCCACUGCUAGCCUGAAUGGAGUGAUUUAAAAGCAUAGAGACUUGUGAGAAAUACAUUCGAGUGAAAUGUUACUGCAAUUUACAUCCUUCCACUGAGCUUAGAGAGCUUGGUUAGCUGGUAAAAUGCAAAUAUCUGUAACUAUAAACACAAAAAAAUGAAACUAUUAUAAUAGUAGACAUCAUGUGAUUUUUUUAAAUAGAUAAUUUAUAUAUAAAUAUAUGUUAGCUUCUCUCACAAAAAUUAAAAUGUUAUUAUUUUCAAAUUGGAUGACGUCAGUUACCUGUGUCUAUACUUCAUUGGCAUCUGUUAAUUAGGGGGGCUUUGUUUUGUUUUGUUUCUUUAACCAGCCUCCAAAGUUUUCUACACCGUCUCAGGUGUAGAGGCUGGGCGAUUGGAGGAAUAUAUCGACUAUUGACGAUAUAGUCGUUGUGAUUUGGCCCAUCUCAAAUAAAUAAAUAAUCCAAAAAGUAGCUACAGUAAUACUGAAACAAACAAAAAGAGAAGGUAAAAUAUUCCCUCCAAACAAAACGUAUAAAUUCUAAAUGUGCAAAUCAGUCCGUGCAUGAUUACUUUGCUCCGCCCGUCAAAAAGUCUGCGCCUGUGUGAAUAUAUGGUCUAUCGUUGGAUCGUCAGAUUGCCGGUUGGAAAAUUUUUACAUAUCGCCCAACCUGACAUUUUAACUAAAAAAUCAGUGAAUACUCAAUUCUAUUUAUUUUAACUUUACCAGAAAUUUGACAAAAAAACGUCCUGAAACUGACAAAAAGCAGAUUUGUUGGGAAAAGCUGGUGGUAAUUUGUGGAUUCAAGGGCGCUGCUGGAGAGCUAAUCCCACAGAAACCGAACUGAUGUGGUUUUCUUAGAGUUUAAGUGACAAACGACAAAAAAGUAGCUAAUCUGACUCAUUUGGAUUCCUGUUUAGCAGGUCAAAAAUCAACUUUUGUGCUUAGUCAGGGUAUUGUUUACUCCAAUAACUCCACAUGAUCAACAAUACUAAAUCCAAUACAGUAACCCUUACCACCUGUAGGCAAAUUGUUAUGUAAUCCAAAACUGAUGCAAACAAAAAGAUACAAAUUUAAUUAAGUCAUCACACAGAAAUUUAAUGAUUCAAAUAAAAAAAGGGUUUCAUUCAAAUUGGUGGUUCUUAAAAUUAGAUAUUAAAACCUCUAAAGAAUGUCAAUUUACAUAUUAAAUCAUCAUUUCUGUAACAACAAUUAAGCCAAAAUGCAGAAGUACUUUGUGAGAAAAUACACCCUUGCUGCUUUUGUAGGAAUUAAGAGGGAAAGUAGCAGUUAGGUGCUGCUGAUCAAACGCACAAUAGUAAGUGUGAGCAUCAAUAUUAAAACAGAAGAACAUGCCAGUAUGGUUUAUCUUUGCCAAGCUGCAUUAAACCACAAUGUAUUUUAGACUGAUGAGACCAAAGUAGAGAUGUUUGUUCAUGAUGAGGAUGAUCACGUUUUGGUGACAACCGAACAGCCGCUCAGCACAAGCAAGCACGGUGGUGGCAAGGUGGUGAUUUGGUAGAUACCAAAGUAUUCUAGAGUACUAUCAUCUUUGUAUUUACAUUCUCUGGAUUGCAGCCGUUGUAAACAUGCUAAAUGAUAAGAUUAAAGGGCUAAUUUAAUCUAUAAAGUUCCCUCACAGUGAAUGCUUUGUGAAAAAGCUUUGUGUAGUUUAAAUAAACAAGAUAUAAACUUACUAAACAUUCAAAGGUGAUUACGUUCAAACAGUGACCUAAGCAGUGCAGUAAAGGAACAGAGUUUUUGGGCAAGUGGUACUAUAACCGCAAUAACAUUUGGUGAUCUAUUUAUGUCUUCUUUUUUUGUUUUGUUUUUAUGCUUACCCUAAAAUUGUAAGGCAGCUCUCACUGACAUUUUAGUUACGUUUUUCAGUGCAGAAAUAUGACUGAAGGAUCAUGUACCCGUGAAAUACUUGAAAAAGGAACCAAUAUUUUCUGAUUCAGUUGGAGAAGAAGGAUGUCUCAUUCACAUUCAGCGCUCAUUCAUAUUCUCCUGACGCUCGUGCUACAACAGGCAGGAAGACCAGCAGCUGGAGGCUCUUAAACCCAUUGGGAUGAGCCUCAUCCAUCCUGAAUGAUGUUAUUUGGCUUCAGCUCAGUCUCCUUCACAGGGCAAAGCUCAUUUCAACAUCCAUCAAUGCUGAGCUCAAAAGAGGCUUUAAAUAUCUCACUGCAGCUGUUAAGAACCGCCAAUGAAUUACCCUGGAAGUGUGUGUGUGUGUCUGUUUUUUCCCCCCAGUCACACUCUGUGUUAAUUGGUAGUUAUGGCAGUGAAACCGUACAGUGUGAUGGUGAUGAGGGUAAUGCUGCUGCUAAUGCUCUUCCUUUUCCCAUCUGAGCGUCUUUGAGUCAUAAGGCAGGAGCGCAGCCUGAAUCGGGGGAUUAUUUUUGUUUGUGUGGAGAAAUACUGUAGCUGAACCCUCAGGGGUUCGCACACUGAGAGCAGAGAUGUGUUUACUCGAGCGUUUGUUUUCUUUGGUCAGGUGACAACACAGUCUCUUUAGCAAUUAAUAAAACUGUGAUCGGAAAUGACUCGAGGUUGGUGGCCAUAAGGCGACGCCAUGCAUUAGAAAUCAGGGCCGAUUUGUUGUGUUUAAUGUGUUAGCAUACCCCCUCCAAAAAAAGGACUGCUGACAGUUUUCACUACUAAACCCAGAACUUUCACCUUUUUAACAUACUCGCCUAGUUUUUCCAUUAUCCAUGACCUUUUUGUAACUCUUCAGAAAAAGGAAAUGUCAGCGUGUGAACAAGUGCUUAUCAAGAAAGUAAGCCACAAUAUCUGAACAGCUUCUGAUUACUCCGUGAUUUGUUAUGUUUCUAAAGUCGUUCAGGGACGUUUCCAGCAGAAGAAAGACAACUUUUUAUCUUUUUUUCCUUUUAUAUGAACAUGAGUCACUUGUUGAGGGACAUAGGUGAAUGGACUCAUUUUGUAUCAAUUUAGCACAGGAACCAAGCUGUAAAUGCUGUAAAUGCUAAGAUUGUAGAUGCGUAAUGACAACUACUUCAGGUGUACAUUAUAUGAAGCAUGGAUGAUGAUUAGGAGUGCUGCAGUUACCUUACAUAGGCAUCCAGAUAAUUUUUUUAUUUUCUACACUGUGACGUAGUUCAGUUUAAACCCUCUAAAGACAAAGCCAACCAAAUCCCAUCAAUGUUUGUUUGAUAUAGACAGCUGCGAUUCACCCAUAAAUAUGUUUAAUUGUAUUAUUUCUUUUUCUCAAAUUAAUAGUCAUUUCGAAAAGUAUAACAAUGUUUUUGAGAAGAAUGUACAAGUUUUUAUAUAUGUGAAAAUCACGUACUUUAUUUGGGUGUAACAAGCAAGUAAUUGUGAUUCAUAGAAAAUGAAAAACCUGCCAAAGUGUCUUAAAACUGCAUGUAAUGACUGCAUACGUGAUAACAUGCCUCUGUAAUUUAGCUCUUUGAGAGUAAGGCUAACAUGACAUUGAUCGGACAUAUGUAUCUUUCCUAGCUAAAGAAGACAUGGAAAUUAUAGGGCAUUAUUACAACAAAGAACCGACACUGUCCAAAUAUAGUGAGAAUUAGCAUAGUGAGGUAAAGUUUUUGGUUGUUGUUGGGGGGUUUUUAACCAGUAUUUUCAACAUUGACCUUUAUUAUUAUAGCUAACCAAUGAUUUGUUAGCCUCUUGGCUAACAUUAAGACUAUAAUCUGUAAAUUCAGGAAAUAGAUAAAAAAAGGUCACCUGGUUAGUACUGCAGGCAUCCCAAAGUUCGCAUCUUGCAUUGUAGCCCAAAAGAGUAAUAAUUUAUUCUUUGAAAUUCUGCUCCUGUGGUUUCACUUUGAAAAGGAAAAACAAUAUAAAAACACAACUGUUAAAUCAUCUAAACUUACAUUUUGUUGUCCAAAAGGCAGUGAACUGACAAUUACAAUUAAUUGACAAUUAACUAAUUUAGGGGUUUAGCAAAAAGGUAAGUUUUUCCUUUUAAAUCAGCUAUCUAGAAUUCCUAAAAAAUGUGUCUUCUACCAGAUUGGGAUUAAUAAUUACUUCCAAAGUAUCCAAACCCUCUUUGUUGCAUUAACAUUAGUGAUGACACAGCGCAUCCUUAAAUGUAUUUAUUCUUCCUAAUCUACUAUGAUCUUUGGCAGAUGAGUCCGAACAAUCCACAUUUGAUAAUCAGUUUUAUUUUAUAGUAUGUAGAGAGAAAUUUGACAAUCCCCCGUGAAGAAGCAUUUCUCUGCAGUGGGUAAAAUAAUAUCAGCACUCCUCUUCAGCCGGCUUCGUACUUGUGAGUGUGAAUAGUGACAUGAAUUAUAUUUACUGCACAGAUUAUAUAUAUUUUAUGCAUGUUGAGUUGUUGUAUAGAAUCUAUCAUAUCUAUUAUAUUUUUAAAAAAGUAGUAAAUGUUUAAUGUUUUUAAAUACAUCCCAGGAUUGUAUUUAUAUAUCUGCAUGCCCAGUUCAAGAUCCCAGGUUGUAUUACAGAUGUGAAACAGAUUGUGUGAUCAGAUUGUGCUGCAGAUGGAAUACUGAUGAAGUGCCUGUAAUAUUUUGAGAUGAAACAUAUCCACCAUGACAAAGAGUUGAUACACAUCUGCAUGAAGCCUCCUUGUUGUUCUCUGUGAAUGCUGCUCUAGGACUGCAUUUGCCUGGAAGGUUUAUUUGUCAAGGCCCUGACCAGGGCUGAAGUCAGACAAGUGCAAAGCCAGUGAGUAGAGGGAUGAAACAGUUUCAGAAACCAAGACCAAAAAGUUUUAUUUCAUGCAUUAGCAAAUUCAGUUUUAGAACAUUUAACAGAAUAUCAGUUUUAAAUGAAAUCUACUUUUGGCUUCUUCAGAUUUAUUGCCCACAUUGGCCUUGUACAAACGAGAACACACGUACUUUUUAAAUAGGUAAGCUAGCUUAAUUUGAUAUUUUUUUGAAUCGGGAGACAGCAUAGUUUAUGCUAAUUAUGAUAGCAUAGUUUUGCCUUUUAUGGUAAAUCACUGUUUUUGUGCAUAUUAAACACAUACCGUGUAAGUGUGUCAAACUAUAGCAGUGUUGUUGGGUUUAUCUUUUUCUGUGGACAAAGUCUGGUUAGCUAUAUAUUGCUACUAUCAGUGUUUACGCUACGCUAGUCUAAUCACCUUCUGGGUCUAGCUCUGCUCUUAAGACACAAACAUGAAAGUAACUAAUCUUUUCAUGCAACUGUAAUGUGCAAGUGUAAUUUCUUAAAAUAUCCAGGUAUUGUUUUUCAUGUUUUAUAAUUAGAGUAAAACUUUGCUUAAAAUUAACAAUUUUAAGAUUCCUGUGAUUAGUGGUUAUAUUUAGGUACUGGCAGGUUUUGGUCAUGGUCUGCUUUAAGGCACUCACUCUGAUUAAAGACAAUGUUUUUCCAUGCAAUUAGACCUGACCUCCGUGGUGUGUAGGCUAUAAGGCUAAUUUGAUGCUUUAUUCACACCAUUCACUCCAAAAUCUCGAGCUGACUCCAUAGUUUUGGGCUAACUGGGAGGGAAAAACUGAAUAGCAUUACAUUUCCACGAGACAAAGAUAAAGCAAUGUGUCUAACUUCUAUCUUGUUUCUGGCCUCCCUGAGAAGUAUAGCUGUAUAAGGUCAAGUUCAUGAGUCAUUUCAGGCCUGUAAAGAGACAGUGGACAUUGAUCCUGAUCCUGCACUGACUAUUCUGCAGCCCUGGUCUGGGCUGUGCAUGCUGAGCUCCCGCAGCACCCAGAAAGCACUUUUUGUACCAAGUUGUCAUUGCCAAUAAAAACCAGAAGAUCCCUGCUG
Messenger RNA from Pelmatolapia mariae (spotted tilapia), 8361 nucleotides. It is a transcript of the gene syt16, whose product is annotated as synaptotagmin XVI. Lineage: Eukaryota; Metazoa; Chordata; Actinopteri; Cichliformes; Cichlidae. The coding region runs from base 704 to 2041 and encodes 445 amino acids. Gene Ontology annotation, molecular function: phospholipid binding. The record is from RefSeq and is a predicted model, not a curated record. The transcript is spliced from 6 exons.